This is a messenger RNA of Symsagittifera roscoffensis, 1038 nucleotides long. RefSeq names its product craniofacial development protein 2-like. The coding region runs from base 1 to 1038 and encodes 345 amino acids. Gene Ontology annotation, molecular function: catalytic activity. Lineage: Eukaryota; Metazoa; Xenacoelomorpha; Acoela; Convolutidae. The transcript has a single exon. Gene Ontology annotation, cellular component: nucleus. The record is from RefSeq and is a predicted model, not a curated record. Gene Ontology annotation, biological process: chromatin remodeling.
AUGGCUUCAACGCUAAAAUCACUGAAUAUUCAAGUGGCCUGCAUCCAAGAAACCCGAUUCCAAGGAUCCCCCUCCAUCAACAUCAACGAUGUUGCAGACACUCCCUCCUAUAAAUUUUAUUGCUCCGGAUACGAUGACAAGCAGGGGCUCCUUGGUGUUGGUAUAGCCGUUGAAACAAAACUAGCCAACCACAUUAUGGAGUGGAGACCAAUGGGACCACGCCUAUGCUACAUCCGCAUCCAUGCCAAACCAGCCCCCCUCUCAAUUAUCUGUAGUUAUGCCCCAACUGAAGACAAAGCAAACGAAAUCAAAGAUGAGUUCUAUGAUGACCUCUCCAAGCUGACGGGCUUGGUCCAAAAAAAGGAUCUGAUGAUCGUUGCAGGCGACUUCAACGCAAAAAUUGGAAGUAGAUGCAACUCCGAAGCAGCCAACAUUAGAAAAUUCACCAUUGGCGAUCGCAACAGCAAUGGUGAUCGACUCAUCAGCUACGCAAUGAACAACAACCUCGUCUUAUCGAACACCACAUUUCAAAAAUCGGUGCACAAACUCCCAACAUGGAUAUCCAACGAUGGAAGAACGCAAAACCAGAUUGACUUCAUCCUGAUAUCCAGACGAUGGAGAUCUGGCAUAGAUGAUGUCCGAACGGUGGGCCAAAAAAACUGCCUAAUUCAGUCUGACCACAAGAUGCUCAAAGCCAAGCUGAAGGUCAAAUUGAAGGUAUACACAAAAGCCCCCAAAUCUUUCCGACAUGAUGUCAACACACUUAGAAACCCAAAAGUCUCCGACGCCUUUCGCAAGGAUCUAAACCGCACAUUGGGUAGCCUGCAAAACGAAAGCGACGUCAAUGGCUACUGGACGGGCAUCAAACACGCGCUGACAAAAUCAACGGAAAAUAACAUUCCCAAAAAGAAGUCAAUCCGGAACCCUUGGAUCUCGCCAACGACCCUACAACUGGUGGAAAAACGAACCAGGGCCAGGACAGCAAAAUCCAAAAAAAAACAUUUCCAGGGACAUCAAACGGUCGGUCAGGGUAGAUAA